AUGUUACACUCGUCCCGAUACAUUGCAUUGGCAACAAUUGAACACCAUGGCUGCUUCAUGCGGAAGGGCGUUACGGUGAUGAGAAAAGGCUCUCAAAUUUCAAAAUCCGUACAGUCAUCUCAUCCAUAUUUCUUAAAGCAAUUUAGCACUUGCUCUUUUAUUAAUUCGCAAAUCGAGGAUGAUAAUAUUGACACGGAACCUCAUCAAUUAGAUUCAUUUCAAAAAACACGAAAAGUUCGUUCAUUCUUUAUGGAGGAUGAUUUGGAAAAUUGUUUAAACAAAUUUCGAAAGAACCCUAAAGUUUCGGAUGCAAUUUUUUUACUGCGUCAGCGAGAAUUUAGUUUUGAACAGCAAAUGGAAAUUUACAAACAAGCAGUGGCAUAUAACUUGAAACAACAGAUUCUGCUUAAAGUUGCGAUCAUUGACGUGUGCUUCAAAUUGCGCAAACAUGAUAUCAUGAAAGUGCUUGUUCACGAGUUGGUAGAAUUAAUGAAUAGUUUCAGUAAGAAAACGAAAGAAGAACAACGCGAUAUUGUCGUUCCAAACAUGUGGAAUUCUAUUGUUGCUUGUUUGACGCAUGACAAAGACUCGGAUAAAGAGGGUAUAUAUUGGUACCAUUAUUUUGUGGAGCAAGGAUAUGAAGGGCCAAAGAAGUUUGUGCUACAGCGAAUGUUGAAGGUAUUCUCACGCAAUGGGGAUUACGAUCAAUGUAAAGUAAUUAUGAAUCAGCUCAAGAAUAUGGAUAAAGCUACCGAUGUGAGCUAUUCAGUAUUGUUGAAAUCUCUAUGCAAGUCAAAAAGUCUCACACAAGCAAUGACAAUUUUGGAAGAAAUGAAGGAGCACAAUAUUGUACCUGAAGUUAAUUCAUUAAUUUCUCUCGCUAAGCUCUGUUCGGAAAAGAAAGCCUUUGAAGAGGGAAAGAAAAUUCAAACUUUGGCAACACAUGAAUAUCCCAAUAGCAUCGAGUUGAAAAAUACUAUCAUCCAUAUGUACAUUGCUUGCAGGCAUAUCGAAGAAGCUAUUGAAAUGUGCAAACAAAUGAAGCACGAUGGAUCAAUAACAGAGGUGACAUAUAAUUGUUGGAUUCAGGCCAAAAUUUCACAAAACGACAUAUACGGCGCCAUUGAGAUUUUGAACGAAAUGGAAACGUCCAAGGUUGAGCCAAAUUCAUCAACCUUUGCCAUACUGAUAUCAGCAUGCGCAAAACACAAAUUAUUGGAAGAAGGAAAGAAAAUUCAUGAAAAAUCCGAGCAGCACAACAAGUACGGUGCUGAGCUGACCAGCUCCAUCAUGAAUUUGUACAUGAAUUGUGGAAAACCAGAAAUAGCUGUAAAGUUUUUUACUGAGAUUAAACACAAUCAGGAGGCGAUGGAUGUCGAGACAUGGAACAUGUUAAUUCGAGCAUACCUGGCUUUGGACCAUGUUCGCGAAGCUGUGGAUACUAUUCGCGAAAUGAAGCUGAACGGGUAUGAGCCAAACGGCUACUCAUUUGGAUCCCUCAUCAACGCAUGCGCCAAAAAGAAAUUAUUUGAGGAAGGAAAAUACAUUAUUGAGGUAGCGAGCAUGUUUGAACACGUUGUGAACCUAUUGGAUUUCAAAACCGAGAUUGUCCAUUUUUAUUGGAAACUUGGAGACAUGACAGCAUUAACCAAGGCACUGUCAGAUCUGAGACAACAGAAAAAUCUAGACUCUACUGCAUAUAAUUUGUUGAUUAUAGGUUACACGUUUAUUGGACAAACAGAUACGGCUUGUGAAAUCUUGCAUGAGGCAAUUUCUAAAAACAGCAAUCCACAGUCAUCAUGCAUGACCAUAUUGCUCAAAAAGUGUGCCUACAACGGAGAUGUUGUAAAUGGAGAGAAGGUUAUUGAGCUCAUCAAACGUUUGUGGCACUGGCAAAGCGAUGAACAUAUCUCAGCUAUCAUGAUUAAAUUCUAUGGUAAAACCAAACAAUUAGAAAAGCUAAUGGAGGUAUAUGAGCAGAUUGUGACCACUCGAGUUCCCAACAUUGAAACAUGGAACCAAAUACUAUUAGGAUUUUGUAAUAAUAACCAACCACAACAGGCACUCCAUGUGUUCAAUCGCUUGAUAGAAAUGAAGGUAGAACCAACCGAAAAAACUGUUUCCACGGUGUUGAUGGGUCUCAUGCGUGCUGGACUUGUGCAUGAAUGUCAAGAUUUUUAUGAACAUUGCAUUGCAACCGUAUGGAGAGGAAAAGAGCCUCCACAAAUCUGCAAGAAUAUUAUGAAGGAGAACUACUCUACGAACCAUUCGUUAGAAAAUCAACAACAAUAA
This is a messenger RNA of Naegleria lovaniensis, 2292 nucleotides long. RefSeq lists its product as uncharacterized. Bases 1 to 2292 code for a protein of 763 amino acids. The transcript has a single exon. Gene Ontology annotation, biological process: RNA modification. NCBI's taxonomy places the organism in Eukaryota, Heterolobosea, Eutetramitea, Acrasida, Naegleriidae. The record is from RefSeq and is a predicted model, not a curated record. Gene Ontology annotation, molecular function: RNA binding; protein binding.